This is a messenger RNA of Lates calcarifer (barramundi perch), 3140 nucleotides long. Its product is annotated as solute carrier family 15 member 1-like. Gene Ontology annotation, cellular component: membrane. NCBI's taxonomy places the organism in Eukaryota, Metazoa, Chordata, Actinopteri, Centropomidae. The record is from RefSeq and is a predicted model, not a curated record. The transcript is spliced from 23 exons. Gene Ontology annotation, biological process: transmembrane transport; oligopeptide transport. Gene Ontology annotation, molecular function: dipeptide transmembrane transporter activity.
AGCAUCAGAGGGCGUUGCAGGAGGUUUGAUGGGAGGUUACAUAAGAAGGUGGUCGGGCCUCAGCUCAGUCUUCGUGUCACCGAUCUGGACAGGGGUCACUAGUCUCUCUGUCUCUUUUUGCUGAAGGACACAGUUGGAGAGGGGACAUACAGCAGCCAUGGCAGACAUAGAAGGGAAGAAGAAGGCCAAGGGAAAAAGUGCUACUGUCUGUGGCUACCCAAUAAGCAUCUUUUUCAUUGUGGUCAAUGAGUUCUGCGAGCGCUUCUCCUACUAUGGCAUGCGAGCUGUGCUGGUGCUGUACUUUAAGUACUUCUUGAGGUGGGAUGAUGACUUUGCUACCACCAUCUACCACACCUUUGUGGCCCUCUGCUACCUGACACCCAUCCUUGGAGCCAUCGUGGCUGAUUCAUGGCUCGGAAAGUUCAAGACUAUCAUUUACCUGUCCAUCGUUUAUGCGUUGGGACAAGUCAUCCUGGCUGUAAGCGCCAUCCAUGACAUCACAGAUGCAAACAAGGACGGUACCCCUGACAACAUGGGCUUCCACGUAGCUCUGUCCAUGGUGGGUUUGAUCCUUAUUGCCCUGGGAACAGGAGGCAUCAAACCCUGCGUGGCAGCCUUUGGUGGAGACCAGUUUGGGGACCAUCAGGAGAAGCAGAGAAGCACCUUCUUCUCCAUCUUCUACCUCUCCAUCAACGCUGGCAGUCUGCUGUCCACCGUCAUCACCCCCAUCCUCAGAGCUCAGGAAUGUGGAAUUCACACCCAGCAGAAGUGCUACCCACUGGCCUUUGGUGUCCCUGCUGCUCUCAUGGUGGUAGCUCUGAUUGUGUUCAUUGUUGGAAGUGGUAUGUACAAUAAGACAGCCCCUCAAGGUAACAUCAUGGUGAAAGUCUGCAGAUGUAUUGGGUUUGCUAUCAAGAACCGCUUCAGGCAUCGUAGUUCUCAGUAUCCCAAAAGAGCCCACUGGAUGGACUGGGCUGAGGAGAAAUACGAUAAACUCCUGAUUGCCCAGGUGAAGAUGGUGCUGAAGGUGCUGUUCCUUUACAUCCCACUGCCCAUGUUCUGGGCUCUCUUUUGACCAGCAGCUGUGUCUCCUCCACAGGGCUCAAGAUGGACGCUCCAGGCGACUACCAUGAACGGUGACUUUGGAAUACUCAUAAUCCAGCCCGAUCAGAUGCAGACUGUCAACCCUAUCUUGAUCCUGAUUUUGGUGCCAAUCAUGGACAGUAUCAUCUACCCACUGAUCGCCAAGUGCAAAUUAAACUUCACUCCAUUAAAGAGGAUGACUGUGGGGAUGUUCUUCGCUGCUCUCGCCUUCGUGGCUGCUGCUCUCGUCCAGAUACAGAUUGAUCAAACCCUGCCAAAGUUCCCAUCAAGCAAUGAAGGCCAAGCCAAGUUCAUCAACAUGAUGAACAAAUCACUGCCCAUCAAAGCUGGUGCCAACCAGUUUAUGUUGGAGUCUUUCACGGCCAAUGAGGAUUACCUGACCUUUGAUAAACCAUUUGAACUGAUUCUGGGGGAUGGUAUUCCUGAGAUGGUCAGUUUAUCUGAUGGCACUCGGAAUACCAUGGUCAUCGUUCAGGAUGGGGUCCAACCCAGGCCCAUAGCUUUCAAGGACAUCACCUCAAAGCCGGAACAGGGAGCUAAUGCUAUCAGAUUUUUGAAUGGCUUCGCCUCAACUGUGAAUGUAACAGUGCGUAACGAGGACUUUGGAGACAUUGUCACCAACAACAUGUCAAAAUAUAUUGCAGUACCACAGGGAAAUGCUGAGUUCCUGAUCAGGAAUAAUGCUGGACAAGUGUGUGUCUACAAUCAAAAAUUUGGCUUCGGCAGCUCUUACACCUACAUCAUCACGCCAACAUUCGCAUUUGGACCAAAUUGCCAAGAGGGCAUCCGACCAGUGCUGGACAUCAGGCCCAACUCCAUACACAUGGCUUGGCAGAUUCCUCAGUACUUCCUCAUCACUGCAGGAGAGGUGGUCUUCUCUGUCACUGGCUUGGAGUUCUCCUACUCACAGGCACCUAGCAACAUGAAGUCUGUGCUGCAGGCUGGUUGGCUGUUAACCGUUGCUGUAGGGAACAUCAUUGUGCUUAUUGUCGCAGAGGCUGCAACACUCCCAGAUCAGUGGGCUGAGUACAUCCUCUUUGCCUCUCUGCUGGUGUUGGUGUGCAUCAUCUUUGCCAUCAUGGCCUAUUUCUACACCUACAUUGACCCGACCAAGAUAGAAGCUCAGUUUGCCCAGAAGGAGCCUGACGAGAAGCAGAAGAGGAAGAGUCUAGAGAUGGCCAGGAAGGACUCAGUCGAGCACUACAAAGGGGACAGACGCAGUUCUGACUCCAGUUCUGACUCCAGCUCUGACGAGGACGACGUAAUCCAGCAGUCCAAGAUGUAAAGGGACCCCUCUCCACAGCUUCUCCCUCCUCUCAUACAAAUCCUACUUGGUUCUGUGUUUCAUGCCUGAGAGUGCCUGUGCCAGUUAGUUCUUUGGUCAUUUUGUCAGUAGCUGAUCAGUGCACUGCUGUACAUGUAGUGGUUAGAAUGGAUGACCGGAGUGACAUGGUGCAGAGGUUGUAAGAACACAGAAAUAGGGCUUAGAUUGUUAAGCUCUCAGUGGUCAGUAUUAGUGACGGAUCUUGGCAGGGAUAAUUCAAACACUAUUAUUUAUAUUUCUAAAUCUUGAAAGAAUAUUGCUUUUUUAGAAGUUACUACUACAAAUAAAAUCCCUGGGUCUUUACUGGUUAUUAAUUUACAAUCCUGCUGUUGUAAAUUUGUUUUUAUGAUUUAUUUUGCACUGUGUAGCAACACCUAAAUGUAAUGUUUGUUUCAUAGUAUUUUGUAAUGCACUGGAGUACACAUACAAAGAAACCAUUCCAACAUUUGUAUUUAUUUCCAAGCACAGAGUUGUAUGUAUUGUAAUAUAUUGUCACUAUUGUGUACAUGAUGUCCUCAUCUGCUCCAGGGUAAAGUCUAACACCAAAGGCUGACACGUUUAAUCAUAUUCCACAUUCAAACUCAGAUUUCAAUUUGGCCUCACACCCAACCCAUACACAUGAAGCAAUUGUCAGUAAUUAUCUGUAUUAGCAGUGGUUUCAUUAAACCUGUAAAGGCAUAAUUUCAAAUAAAUUUCUUUUUCUGAAUACAAA